This is a messenger RNA of Rodentolepis nana, 1584 nucleotides long. The record is from the annotation of a GenBank genome assembly. NCBI's taxonomy places the organism in Eukaryota, Metazoa, Platyhelminthes, Cestoda, Cyclophyllidea, Hymenolepididae.
AUGUCGCACAAUGAUGCCUAUGUAAAUGCCAUUGAGCGAGCCAAAAUGGUUGUAUCUAAGUUUAAUCAAGAUGAUAGUCAUUCCAAUGGCUCUUAUAACGUCGGAAAGCGAUCGGCUGACUCUAUGGGUGGAUACGCUCCGCCUGAAAAGAUGAUCCGCAAUGACAAAGGAAUCGCAGCCGCACAGGAAGCAGCUGCAAGAUUAAAUCAAAAGCUCGGGGCUUCAGGUGCACCUUCUUAUCAACAGGGGUCAUCUGAUCGCUUAAUAACCACUGAGACAUCCAUUCCUGACCGUUAUGUUGGCUUAGUAAUAGGCAAAAAAGGCGAACAGAUAACGUCCUUGCAAAAUGAAUCCAAUUGCAAAGUACAGAUUGCUCAGGAAAGCAAUGGUAGGGAUCGGGUUGUAACCCUCACUGGAACUCAGCAGCAAGUUGCUCAUGCUAAGAGGUUAAUUGAUGAUAUUAUUGGGCGCGCUGAGAAAUCUGGUGUGAGUGGUGGACAACAGUCACCUCCAAACUACUCCCAACAGCCGCCUCAGCAACAUCAGCAGCAAUAUAUGCCACAACAAAACGUUUACGCCCCUAGUGGGCCUGUCACAGUUUACGAAAUGAUGAUUCCUGGAACCAAGGCUGGUUUGGUUAUCGGAAAAAAUGGUGAGACUAUCAAGCAACUCCAGGAAGAAAAUGGUGUCAAGAUGGUGCUUAUUCAGGCAACUAAUGCUCCAACACAAGAAGAUAAGCCACUCCGUAUUACUGGUGAUCCUGCANGAAUCGAAAAGGUUAAGCAGCUUGUCUUGGAGAUUAUAUCGCGUGGACGCGCUGGAAAUUUGUCAGAGAAUGCAGAAACCACGCGUUAUGCUGUUCCCGCAGAAAAGGCUGGUCUAGUUAUCGGUAAAGGCGGGGAAUCAAUCAAGGAAAUAUGUCGAGUCAGUGGCGCUCAUGUUGAAAUCUCCAAAGAGCCUCCGCCAGAUGAAUCUAUCAAGAUUUUCAACAUUCGUGGCAAUAAUUCCGAAAUUGAGACUGCUAUCAGGAUGAUUUCUGAACGCGCGGGAAUUCCAAUCUCUCGCCGUAGCACACCAGCUGCUGCAAGCGUUUGGGGUCAACUUGGUUACGGCGCUUCAGACUGGGGAUCGAAUAUGCCUGCCCCCACGGUCAAUCCCCACACAGGACAGCCGGACUACAGUGCUGCGUGGAUAGAGUACUAUCGGCGACAGGGUAUGCAUGAGUACGCUGAUAUGAUUGCACGCCAAGCGCAGCAACAAUAUCAAGUACCUUAUCAGAGCGCUGCAGGCGCUACUAAUGUUUCACAAACUUCACAAUCCGGUUCUGCUCCUCCUCCCCCUACAGGUGUUGCUGCACCUGGUCAACAACCGGGACAACAGGCUGCUGCUCCUGGUGGACAACCUCAACAUCCAUCGGCCGCGGCUUCAACUGCUGCUCCUGGCCAACAGCCCCAACAACCUGGAUAUCCUACUGAUCCUGCACAACAGGUAAUUGUUUACUGGUUCACGUUACUCAGUUAUGGUGAUGAGACUCGUAUUAGCUGUUCAAUUCAGCUCGCGUUUGUCCAGAUCAAUCUUAAUUAA